ACACAGCUACCAUGAUCGUUAAUAAAAGCGCAUAUGUUGUCACGCGGUGCAUUGAUAUCAAAUCAAAGUAAUCUCGGUACGCUUCAAGAUGCACGAGCGAUUGCUGUUCACCGAGGUUUACGGGAACGAGAAAGAGCGAUUCAUUGUCAAAUCAAAAGAUGAGCAAUCGAUAACCGAACUGUUAUCAGACACAACUAGAACGAAGCCUUUUUAUUCUGGUUUUCUAUCGAUUGUGAAAGAGGUAUUUUUACCUCAAGGAUAUCCCGACAGCGUUCACCCUGAUUAUACUGCUUAUCAGAUAUGGGACACUGUACAGGCAUUUGCAAGCACCAUCAUGGGUACUCUUACAACACAUUCCAUUAUGCAGGGGGUAGGUGUAGGCGAAGCUGCAGCAACCCCUUUGGCAGCAGCAAUAACAUGGGUCCUCAAAGAUGGAACUGGAAUGAUUGGUCGUAUUAUAUUCGCAUGGUGGAAUGGGACAGACUUGGAUGGACAGUGCAAGAAAUGGAGACUGUUUGCUGACAUUCUGAAUGAUUUAGCAAUGGGAUUAGAAUUACUCUUACCUUAUUUCUCCUCUUAUUCGCUUGCAAUAUUGUGCAUUUCAACAGCAAUGAAAUCAGUUGUUGGUGUUGCUGGUGGGGCCACAAGAGCAGCACUCACACAACAUCAGGCAUUACAAAAUAAUUUAGCAGAUGUAUCAGCCAAAGAUGGAAGUCAAGAGACAUGUGUAAAUUUAAUAGCAUCUUUAGUUGGUAUUUUAAUACUUUCCAUCUUUCAUAGCAGCUGGUAUGCAAUGGAACUCUAUUUCUUCCUGGUAAUAGUACAUUUAUACGCGAAUUAUUCGGCUGUGAAAUCGCUGUGUUUAAAUUCGUUAAACGAAGAUCGUUUAGCUUUAAUAGUAAAGGGUUAUAUUACGAACGAAGUCAUUCCCAAGCCUGAAGAUGUUAAUAAUAAGGAGUCAGUGUUCUUGCUCACAAAACCUACAAUGAGUAUAUGCGGGUUUAAUAUAAAAAUGGGAGUCUCCCUUGCUGGUCUUAUAAAAAAUAAUAUAAUUUCGACGAGCGAUACCGAACUAUCGUUAAAACUUUUCUUAGAUAGAAAAUACUUGAUUGCUAUUGAUGUACAGAAUAAAACUAUUUUUAUAUGUUUUAAAAAAGAUGCGCAACCCUGUGAUGUUUUGGAAGCAUAUUUUCAUGCUUGUCUUUGUGGCUUAUUUAUUUGUAUGUCACUGAAAGUGCCACUCGAUCUUUUCUUAAAACCGGAAGUAAGCGAUAUGUCUUACCCUUUAAUGCGGCUUUACGUACUUAACAAAAAGUAUUCGACGGAAAAUAAUGGUAUGCAUUCGUCGAAAUCCAUAGAGAGUAUAUACGCUACGAACUUGUUAAUUUCUUGUGAAUACAAAGCAUUUAUUAGUGGCCUUGAAAGUAAAGGAUGGAUGACAGAAAGUAAUCUGUUACCAGUAGCAGGCUGGAGAUUUUUAUAAAAAUCGAAAAAAAUGGUAAAAGCAAAAGCAUAAACAUUAAAUAUUAAAUAAUUGUUGCUCUUUCCUCGAUAUUAUUUAUCUUGAUAAAAUUUUAUAAUUCAAAUGAUUUUAUUUGCAUAUCUUGUAAUUAUCUGUUGGCAAUGAGAUAAAAUGAUCUAUAAAUA
Molecule: messenger RNA, 1647 nt
Organism: Osmia bicornis bicornis
Lineage: Eukaryota; Metazoa; Arthropoda; Insecta; Hymenoptera; Megachilidae
Product: RUS family member 1
Exons: 9
Coding region: 89-1483 (464 amino acids)
Source: RefSeq, a predicted model, not a curated record